Cavenderia fasciculata is the source of this 540-nucleotide messenger RNA. RefSeq names its product dynactin subunit p27 (gene dynF). Gene Ontology annotation, biological process: mitotic spindle organization. Lineage: Eukaryota; Evosea; Eumycetozoa; Acytosteliales; Cavenderiaceae. The record is from RefSeq and is a predicted model, not a curated record. The transcript is spliced from 3 exons. Gene Ontology annotation, molecular function: transferase activity; dynein complex binding. Gene Ontology annotation, cellular component: dynactin complex. Bases 1 to 540 code for a protein of 179 amino acids.
AUGUCUGCAUCACCACCAACUCCGUCAACAGCAGCUGCAUCAUCUAGACCACCAGUUGCAAUCACAACUAUUAUAUGUGUAGAUUGUGUGGUUGGUGAGAGUGUCAAGAUUGGCAAUGGCACGGUACUGCAUCCUCGUGUAUCGAUUACAUCUCCACAUGGAGCACCAAUCAUUAUAGGUGAACACAACAUCAUUGAGGAAUUUGUAAAGAUUGUAAAUAAUACCAAUGAACCAAUGAUCAUUGGCUCAAGAAAUUUAAUUGAAGUUGGAUCUGUUAUUGAAUGUAAAUCUAUAGGAAAUGAUAAUGUAAUUGAAUCAAAAGCAAAGGUUAGUAGUGGAUGUACAAUUGGAAAUGGAUGUUCAAUUGGAGCUGGUGUCACUCUUUACGAAAAUGAUAUAAUCGAUGAUCAAACUAUCAUCUCUGGUCCAUCAUUAAAUAGAAUGAAAUCUUCUUUACCUUUGGAUAUACAUAGUGGAUUACAUGAGAAGCAUUUACAAGAAUUGUGUAGGAUGUUACCACAAUUCCAUAAUAUGAAAUAG